CGCGUUGGAGGACAAGCGCGUAGCGACACGCGUCCAGCGGUGUACGCAGAGAAAAAGUUCUCACCGUUCGAGAGAAAAAUGUGAAUCAUCGCGACUAAGCUUUGUAUGAUGCUUUAUCGUGAAAAAAUCGACAAGUGUGACGACUAUUGACGUUGGACGCGACGCAAAUAUGUUGAGUUCGAUCGAAUCCUCGACUAGCUGUGGUUAAUACGCGACUCUAACCUAUAACAAUGUGGGGACUCGUCGGCCUCGCGAUGCUUCUUUGUUUCUUGAACAGAAGCGUCGCGGCCUCUUAUUGUUACCCGGACUACUGUCAGAACGUGACAAAGCUGGCUGCUACGCCUGAUUUUCAGUGUCUGUUGACAAAAGCUCAAAAAAACGAAGACUGCACCAAACUCACAUUCGAUGGUUAUAGUCGUUACCCACCAAACGGCGAAACAGCCAAGUUUAAUCUACGCGCGUACACAUACGAGGAAUCUGGAUAUAAAUGGACGGCUUUCAACUUCAGCGUUACCAAUGUGGACUUUCGUGAACUGGUUACACGUUAUCAGAGUUUACUGAAUGAAAAUGAGUCAAUCUGUAGAUACAUAGAAGUCCAUGGGAACGAAACUGACCCAGCUCCAAAGGAAUUGUACGUUUCUUGUCCAUUUUCUGACGAAUCCUACGAGUCAGUCCCGUACCGGUUAGAGUACCUAGUAACAGGAGAAAAGUACAAGUAUAGCAAAAGAUACGUUUUCAAUGUACCUGUGCACAGAUUUAUCGGAGAAGAUGUAAGUAUAAAGGAAUAUAGACCGUUUGUAUAUAUCGAUGUGUCUUACGCUCCCCUUCUUUCGUUGCACGUUCAACCAAUGCCAGAAGUAUAUAACAUAACAGGAUAUAAAGUCUGGUUGAUAAACAACGAUACGGAUUUCGCAAAAGCAUUUAAUAUGACGAGCGAACAAGAUUUCCGAUACAAUUUUACCGCGCACACCGGCGUGUUUUAUUUUAAAGUUGCUGUUAUGCAUCCGGAAUGUGGCGACUAUGGAUGCGUAAAUAGCACCACGCCCUUUAUCAUUAUACAGGAAACGUCUCACCGUCUGCUAAUCAUGAUUAUUAGCACCGUGUGGAUACCGCCAGUGAUACUAUACGUUCUUUAUCAUCUGUACAAAUUGUAUAGAAAGGAAGCAACGAAAAGGAGAGGGAAGCCAAAAUGUUUGUUAGUUUACUCACCAACGCGACUAUCGCAUAUCAACGUAAUGAUCGAGCUGGCGAAAUACUUGAGAAUCUGCGACAUUAACGCUAUGAUAGACAUGCUCGACGUUACGGAUACCAUCGGCAAAGGUCCGGAAUGUUGGUGCGACGCCGCGUUCCGAAACGCGGACGUCGUCCUUAUCGCAACUUCUCCACCGCCUGAGAAACCUGCGGUCUCGACCGUUUAUCACAACACCGGCAAUUAUCUUCUACGACUGGUCAAAGAAAGUCAGUCGCAAAAAGAGAAGCGCUGCUACAUCGUGCAGUUGCCGUAUUGCAAGUCGGACGACGUACCGGAAGAAACGAGGCAUUUCAAGAGACUUUGCUUGCCAAAAGAACUGACGAAACUUGUGAAAAUUAUUCACAAGAUGGAGCACGCAAGAUGCGUUUCCUCGGUAUCCGACCGUGAAUUUUUGGACAGCGUGAAAUUAGCGAAACUCGAGAUACUAAAGGAAGAUGCGAACGUUGCGAAAGACGAACGAGAAACUGAAAACCUUUUGUCGUCGGAAAACACGGAAAUAUCGAACGACCGGACUUUUCCAUCGACCAUGCUGAACGAUAACGGUGUGUCCAGAUCGUUCGCAACUAAUAUCGACGAAUUAAACUUACUGGGAGAGAGCGGAGACAGUGAGGAGGUACGUACUCGUAAAUCCUCCAAGGACGAUACUUGCGCGUUUCGUAUCGACGAAUUGAACUUGUGAUUUUGUUUCAAGUAUACGCCCUUUAUUCGUAAUGUUACGAACAAAUUUAAGACUUACGUAAGGUAGAUAAUUUUUUAAGAUGUAAAACUUUUUUUUUACACAUAUACUGAUUUAACUUAAUAAAUGCUAAUUCCUUUUGUUACCAU
Frieseomelitta varia is the source of this 2077-nucleotide messenger RNA. RefSeq lists its product as uncharacterized. Gene Ontology annotation, molecular function: interleukin-17 receptor activity. Lineage: Eukaryota; Metazoa; Arthropoda; Insecta; Hymenoptera; Apidae. The record is from RefSeq and is a predicted model, not a curated record. The coding region runs from base 231 to 1931 and encodes 566 amino acids. The transcript has 9 exons.